AUGGAGGUUCUUUUGAAAACAUCCUCUUCAGAUUCUCCUCCGAAGGAAAAAGUUCUUGGAUCUGCUCAAGUCCACGAAGCUAAUAAGGGUGACGGCGAUCAACAAGAACUUGAAUCUGCCAAGGUCGAGAUGAGCGAGGUGAAGGAAGAGAACGAGAAGCUUAAAGGAAUGCUCGAACGAAUUGAAAGUGAUUACAAAUCUCUGAAGCUCAGAUUCUUCGACAUAAUUCAACAAGAAGAACCUUCAAACAACCAAACUCAUCAAGAUCAAAACACGGUUGACAAUCCGAAAGAAACGACGGAUUUGAGUUCUCUUGAUCAAGAACGCGAGCUUGUGUCGCUUUCACUGGGGAGAAGAAGUUCUUCCCCGAGUAAUAACUCCCCCAAAAAGGAAGAGAGAACGGAAACGAUCAACGCAGAAGUCAACGCUGACGAAGAGUUGACCAAGGCCGGUUUGACUUUAGGGUUCAACAACGGCAACGUCCGUGAACCAAACGGGAGUUUAUCUCUCGACAAUAAUCCGGCAAAUUCCAGCCUGGAAAAUAGCUCGGAAGAAAUUCCUGGAGAAACUUGGCCGCCAGGCAAGGUUACCGGGAAAAGAAGCUCUCCGGCACCAGCCUCCGGUGGCGAUGUUGAUGGAGAGGCCGGUCAACAAAAUCAUGUUAAGAGAGCUAGAGUUUGUGUUAGAGCAAGAUGUGACACACCAACGAUGAAUGAUGGUUGUCAAUGGAGAAAAUAUGGUCAAAAGAUUGCGAAAGGAAACCCUUGUCCACGUGCAUAUUAUCGCUGCACGGUUGCACCUGGAUGUCCCGUUAGAAAACAGGUCCAAAGAUGUGCAGACGACAUGUCCAUACUAAUCACAACAUAUGAAGGAACACACAGCCAUCCUCUUCCUCUCUCAGCCACCACAAUGGCCUCUACAACCUCAGCCGCCGCAUCCAUGCUCCUCUCCGGGUCCUCCUCAUCAUCAGCCGCCGAUAUGAUCGGAAACAACCUCUACGACAAUUCAAGAUUCAACAACAACAACAACAACAACAAAGCCUUCUAUUCACCCGCACUUCACUCCCCAUUACACCCCACCGUCACUCUAGACCUCACCGCUCCACAACAUUCUUCUUCUUCUUCGUUGCCUUCUUUGAAUUUCAACAAAUUCUCAAACUCUUUCCAAAGAUUCCCACCCACAAGCCUAAAUUUCUCUUCUAAUUCAUCAUCAUCCUCAAACUCGUCUGCUCUCCACCUACCCGCAAUUUGGGGUAAUGGAUAUUCUUCUUAUACUCCAUACCCUUACAACAACGUCCAGUUCGGGACGUCCAACCUAGGAAAAACAGUCCAAAACAACCAGUCUUUAACCGAAACCCUCACGAAAGCGCUUACUUCCGACCCAAGUUUCCAUUCCGUGAUCGCUGCAGCGAUCUCAUCCAUGGUCGGAUCCAACGGUGAACAACAGAUCGUCGGUCCACGGCAUCAGAUUAGAAAUAACGCUCAACAAACUGCGACAAACAGUAACAACAAAGGAUGUGGAGGCUAUUUUAGCAGCUUAUUGAUGUCUAACAUAAUGGCGGGUAAUAAUCAAACGGGUGCGUCUUUGGAUCAGCCAUCAUCGCAAGUUCCUCCGUUCUCUAUGUUCAAUAAUUCAUCUUCAUCUUCUUCUACAACUAGUUUCGUGAACAAGGAAGAGAAAAGCUAG
Molecule: messenger RNA, 1686 nt
Organism: Microthlaspi erraticum
Lineage: Eukaryota; Viridiplantae; Streptophyta; Magnoliopsida; Brassicales; Brassicaceae
Source: the annotation of a GenBank genome assembly